Messenger RNA from Monodelphis domestica (gray short-tailed opossum), 2235 nucleotides. RefSeq names its product cyclin dependent kinase inhibitor 1B (gene CDKN1B). Gene Ontology annotation, cellular component: cytoplasm; nucleus. Gene Ontology annotation, biological process: negative regulation of cell population proliferation; G1/S transition of mitotic cell cycle; negative regulation of mitotic cell cycle. The record is from RefSeq and is a predicted model, not a curated record. Gene Ontology annotation, molecular function: cyclin-dependent protein serine/threonine kinase inhibitor activity; protein-folding chaperone binding. NCBI's taxonomy places the organism in Eukaryota, Metazoa, Chordata, Mammalia, Didelphimorphia, Didelphidae.
ACUAGCUUUUCCAAUUUCCCCCUUCCCCUCCCCUCCCCUCCCCAUUUCUCCUUCCCCCCCUCCCUCUCUCUCCCUCCCUUCCUCGGUUCGUCCCUCCCUCCCUCUCUCCCUUACACUUGAUCUGCUGGGAGACUUUUCUGCUGGCUCUCCCGGGCUUCCCCCUGCCCCCUCCCCCAAACCCAACACUGAUCCUAAAGCUUGUGUAAUUAUUGGUGGUUGUUUGUUUCUCUUGGCCCCGAACGGGAAUCGCGGGACCUAUAUAAAAGGGGCUACGUGUUCGGAUUUUUUGUUGUUGUCGUUUCUAAAAGUUGAGUGGAGACGAGGGAGGACGAUGUCAAACGUGCGUAUUUCUGAUGGGAGCCCGACCCUCGAGCGGAUGGAAGGCAGGCCGGCGGAGUACCCCAAACCCUCAGCUUGCCGCAACCUCUUCGGCCCAGUGAACCAUGAAGAUUUAACGCAGGACUUAAAGAAGCAUUGCAGGGACAUCGAGGAGGAUUGCCAGCGCAAGUGGAACUUUGACUUUCGGAAUCACAAGCCCUUGGAGGGGAGUUAUGAGUGGCAACCUGUGGAGAAAGACAGUUUGCCCGAGUUUUAUUUCAGGCCCCCGCGGAACCCCAAAGGGGGAUGCCAGGGUCCCGUCCAGGAGAACGGGGAUCUUAACGGAGUGCGCCCAGCGGGGUUUUUUAUUGCUUCUCAGGGAAUCUCAGAGGACACCCACUUAAGAGAUCAAAAAACUGAGGGUGCAUCCGAAAGCCAGACGAGUUUGGCAGACCAGUGCACAGAGAGGAGGAAACGACCGGCCACGGAUGAAUUAAGAAUGUGUCCUUGUUCACUGGAUAUACCGGAGCGUGAUGAAACAAGGAAGAUAUAAAUUAAAAUUUAAGAAUACAUAUCGAUGACUUUAUGGAAUGGAUAUCCUAUAUAAGCACUGAAAAGUACCAACACAAUAACACUAAAAUUGUAGGCACUCUCAAAAGAUGUGCCUCUAAAAGCAUUGGAUGUAGCAUCAUGCAAUUAGGUUUUUCCUUAUUUGCUUCAUUGUACUACCUGUGUAUAUAGUUUUUAUCUUUUAUGUAGCACAUAAACUUUGGGAAGGGGGGGCAGUAGGGUGGGUUAAGAUAUGAAGAAAAUGGAAAACUUGCUUCAAAUUAUAUAGCAAGAAUAUAAAUGACUUGCAUGAAAAGAAGCAACCUUGGGUUGGGGGUGGUGGUUAAGCUUUUUCUUUAAAGAUGUAAUAUCCCUUUCAGUGAGAUCUGAUAUUUCUUUUUUUUUUAAUUGCAACAAUUAAAACAGUCAACAGUUGAUUACUGUUUAUUAUAUUAUACUUAUUAAGAAUCAGGAACUCUGGUGUGUCCAUUAUGUUAGAGCAAAGGCUUUUUUCAAAGGAGGGUUAUAAAAUGGAAACCUCUUUAAAGUGAAGUAAUUAUCCAGUUAAUUAAGGCUUAAGCAAACAAUCCACAGAAUUCAGUUAAAAAAAUUGGGUUCUGAAUGAUCAGAAUUGGCAAUCUGUAUUUAUCAGAUAAACCAGAAAAUUGUCUAUGCAGUCCCUUCAUUUUGUGCUUGUAAACAAAGCUUAAAUAAUGCUCUUUGGGUAUUUAAAAAAAAAAGAAUCUUGAGAUUCAAGAUAAAAAAUAAUGGAAUGCAUUUUAAUUUUAAAUUUCUCAUUCUCUCCUGGCUAUUUUACCCAGAGGAAUGUGAUGUGUUUGAGGGAAGGGGAAAAUGGGAUCUGAGUGGUUGCUGGUGGAAGAGGGAAAUGGAUACUGCAUCUUUAAACAGUAUUUCUACAAUUGCUGUAUGUGUAAGAAACAUUUUUAAAAGUGUACCUGUGUACAUAACUCUGUAAAGACACUGAGAAAAUUAUACUAACUUAUUUAUGUUAAAAAAGAUUUUUUUUAAAAUCUAGAAGAUAUAAAAGCCAAAGUGGCAUGUUUUGUGCAUUUGUAAAUGCUCUGAUGGGUAGGCUUUAGGGAUUUUUUUUCUUCUGUUAAAUAAUAUGGCUGUGCUUAAAGAAUUGCCUACUGAGCCAAGUAUAACUUUUUUGUAAUGUGUAAUUGUUCCCUAUCAAUCAAUCAAUCAAUAAAACUGCCAUAGCUAUUAAAUGAGUUGUACCGAUGUGGUUGCUCCUUGGAGCUAUUACACCUGAUACUGCAAUGGCCUUAAUAACACACACCUUGAAUCAGCAAAGGAUCUACAACAUACAGGGCCAGAUUUGAAUAAAUGUUAUAUUGAUCAGAA